This is a messenger RNA of Aspergillus saccharolyticus JOP 1030-1, 894 nucleotides long. RefSeq lists its product as uncharacterized. The transcript has 2 exons. Lineage: Eukaryota; Fungi; Ascomycota; Eurotiomycetes; Eurotiales; Aspergillaceae. The record is from RefSeq and is a predicted model, not a curated record. The coding region runs from base 1 to 894 and encodes 297 amino acids.
AUGGAGACCGGUAAUACUGUGUCGCCGUUUCGCAUCUCACACCAGGAUCGUGACAACCUGGAUCGCAAUGAGGCUUUCCGCAUGAUGCGUGAGCAUCUCAGGCGACAAGAAUUGGGCAUGAAGGCCCCUAGCUUUUGCGCCUGCCACCGCAAUACCUGCUCGGCCCAAGAACAAGAGACAUUCCGCCUGCAUCGCGACAUCAUUCAUACGCUGCUUCUUCCCCUGUCUCUUUUGCACCACGAAGCCUCACGCAUCGCCGCCAGCGUCCUUCCGAGUCGCAAAGGAGCGGAAGCCGACCGAGCCUUUCGGGGUGAGGCACGGAGUGCCUAUGCCUGGUUACAUUCGAUCCUGACCGAGGAACACGAUUGGUACUUGACGGAGCGUUGCCCCGCGUGCAUUGUUCUGCAUGUGAUGAACUCUGAGCCCACCAUCCGCUUUAUCGCCGUGGCCUGCCUCUUGUCCGACCAUUUGCAUGGCAGCAAAAGACGGUUGCCGAACUUCGAAUUUUGGCUACGGUCGUUGGAAGCCGCAGUCCGGGAAGAUCCCUUCUGGGGCGAUGAUUUCUGGCCGGACAUUGAAUACCGGGCGUAUGCGCUAGCCGAUAGCGUCAAGGAGCUGGUGCUGCAGUGUCUGGAGCUGCAAGCGGCCUGGGAUCGGCAAGACCUGCCGCCGGCUGUGUCGUACCACGCCAACUUCCGCUGUGACUCGUCACGGCCAGCUGUGGUGGUCAAGUCGGCCAACUGUGCACCCGUCACAAUCUCAAUGGGAGACGAGCAAAAACUGAUGGCCAAGGUCGCCGCCAGUCGCGGUACGCAGUCGCGUCGGACCGACCGGCCUCAACGUUUUCACACUCGUCGCCACGCGGAUGCUCGCAGAAGAUCCGUGACGUCUUGA